Capsicum annuum is the source of this 360-nucleotide messenger RNA. RefSeq lists its product as uncharacterized. The record is from RefSeq and is a predicted model, not a curated record. Lineage: Eukaryota; Viridiplantae; Streptophyta; Magnoliopsida; Solanales; Solanaceae. The coding region runs from base 1 to 360 and encodes 119 amino acids. The transcript has a single exon.
AUGGGGCCAUAUAAAAUUAUUCAAAGAAUUUGCCAAGUGGCAUAUGAGUUACAACUACCCCAGGAGCUUUCAAUGGUGCAUCCAGUGUUUCAUGUAUUAAUGCUUCAAAAGUACAUAUGUGAUCCAUCUCAUAUUACUCUUACUAAAGAUGUACAGGUUAUGGAAGAACUCACCUAUGAAGAAGUGCCUACUGCUAUACUAGAUCAGCAAGUUAAGAAGUUAAGAGAUAAAGAAUUACCUACAGUAAAAGUGCUUUGGGGGAGCCCGCAAGUAGAAGAAAUCACAUGGGAAGCCGAAGAAACAAUGCAGUCAAAGUACCCUCAUUUAUUCGAAUCCAAAGACAAUGUCCACAGAUGCUGA